Messenger RNA from Ictalurus furcatus (blue catfish), 890 nucleotides. RefSeq names its product anterior gradient 1 (gene agr1). The transcript has 8 exons. The record is from RefSeq and is a predicted model, not a curated record. Gene Ontology annotation, cellular component: endoplasmic reticulum. Bases 200 to 685 code for a protein of 161 amino acids. Lineage: Eukaryota; Metazoa; Chordata; Actinopteri; Siluriformes; Ictaluridae.
AAUAGUCUUUAAUAUUUUCCAAACUCCAAAAGUUCUAUUUCCUUUAAACUUUCAUGUCAAACUAUGAGUGCAAUGUCAUGCAAAGAAUAAUAGCUGUGUGUCAGACCUGUUUGGUGGGUUUUUUAACUAUAAGAACACUCGCUUGACAGUAAAUCCUGUCAGACUGGAGUGAGGGAUCGGACAUUUCACAUUCAUAACCAUGGCCCGCUGGUCCCUGUGUGUGUUUCUGCUGCUGUUGUCCUGUGAUGUGACCUUGAUGAAGAAAAAGAAAAAAGUCCAGACUCUCUCAAGAGGCUGGGGUGAUGACAUCACCUGGGUGCAGACAUAUGAGGAAGGGCUGACGAAAAUGAAGGAGAGUAACAAGCCACUGAUGGUAAUUCAUCACUCAGAGGAGUGCCAAUAUAGUCAAGCUCUCAAAAAGGCUUUUGUGGAGAACAAAUCCAUCCAGAAAAUGGCCAAAGAAGAUUUCAUCAUGCUCAAUUUAGUGCAUGAAACGACAGAUGCUAAUAUGGCUCCUGACGGCUAUUACGUUCCCAGAAUUCUUUUUGUUGAUCCCUCGAUGACCGUGCGCAACGACAUCACUAGCAAGUACACCAACCGCAAGUUUGCUUAUGGACCUGAGGACAUGGAUUUCUUGGAGGAGAACAUGGUAAAAGCCAAGAAGUUAUAUCACACAGAGCUGUAGUGAGAUCAGAGCUGAUCACACAGGAGAAUGGCAGAUGGAUGAAAAGAUCUGAGACUGAAGUGUUUGUUAUACUAACAGACAUUUCAUGCAUCACACGGAAAAUGAGACAAACACUUUGAGUGUAUGUUGAAAUUGGGAUUGAAUGUGUUCAUGCGUUUUAGCGUUCCUGGCAAGUAAAAAUAACUGAAUACAGUUAUAAACAGUC